CGGCUGCCAUGUGGCGGCCAUCAGACACAAGGCAGAGGUGACAAGACUUUUUGUAAAGAGCCACACAGAGUCUUCUGGGCUUUCCUUGGCUUACCUUUAGUGCACCUGCUUCUGUGUGAGUUGAAUCAUUGCAAACAUGCUGAUUACUCUAUUUUUCGCCUUCCUGGUGUCUUCUGUCAUUGCCACAAAGAAAGACAGUGCCCUUCCCAGGCUGAACGACACCGAAGCUGUUGAGGCCUUCAUCGACUCGGCCGAAGUGGUGAUCGUUGCAUUCCUGGAGGGAGAGGAGAGUCACGGCUAUAAGGAAUUCCUGGCAGCUGCAAAGCGAGUCGACUCAGUUCCUGCAGCCAUUUGCACUGUGAAGGAAGUGUGGGCUGACUACAGCCUCUCCUCAGACACCAUCACCCUCUUCAGAAAAGCAGAUAACCACCAGGAGAACCUCGUCAUCGCUGAUGCUAAAAAGUUAGAAGCUGAUGGUCUUGUGAACUUCAUCUCCGUCAAUGAGGUUCGAUAUAUCACAGAGUACAGCCAAGUGACAGCAGUGGGUCUGUUCAAUUCAGAGGUGAAAUCACACCUCCUGGUCUUUGCCAACAGAGGAACUAAAGAAUAUACUGAGCUCAAGAAGGAAAUAGGAGCUGUGGCCCCUGAGUUCACAGGAAAGUUCUUGUUCGUUCUGAUUAAUGGAGCCGUGAAGUCCAACUCUAAAUCACUUAGCUACUUUGGCCUCAAGUCACAGGAUCUCCCACGAAUUGGCAUCUACGACGGCGACUCUGACAUGAAGUGGCUCCUACCUGAAGGAGAGCUUUCUGCAGAACGAGUGCGAGAAUUCUGUCAGUCGUUCCUACGAGGAGAACUGAAGGAGGUCGAGCAGGCUGGAUCAAAGCCCAAAACAGAACUGUAAGACAAUGUAACAUGAAUGAAUUAUUAUACAUUAAAUAAAAAAAUAAAUGGGGGGAAAAAAACA
This is a messenger RNA of Amphiprion ocellaris (clown anemonefish), 964 nucleotides long. Its product is annotated as endoplasmic reticulum resident protein 27. Bases 137 to 901 code for a protein of 254 amino acids. Gene Ontology annotation, biological process: protein folding; response to endoplasmic reticulum stress. The record is from RefSeq and is a predicted model, not a curated record. Gene Ontology annotation, cellular component: endoplasmic reticulum. The transcript is spliced from 7 exons. Lineage: Eukaryota; Metazoa; Chordata; Actinopteri; Pomacentridae.